GCGCCUUAUCAAACCAUCCGCUUGUAGCCUGUCGAAGAUGAAGCAGGGGCUUCUGCUAUGGAAUCCUGGCUUCCACUCUCUUUCAACGCCCUCUCUCCCUUCUCUCUCUUUCAUAUUUCCUCAAACCAGAAGCUUUAGCUCAUCAAUUUCUGCUUCGCUUGAUUCCACCGAUAUUCAAGAGCUCACGGCUAGAGAGAGAAGACGCCUUAGAAAUGAGAGGAGAGAGAGCAAAACCACUACGAAUUGGAGAGAAGAGGUGGAAGAGAGGCUCAUCAAGAAACCCAAGAAGGAGAAAACUUCUUGGACCGAGAAACUUAACCUCGAUAACCUCGCUAAAUUGGGUCCCCAGUGGUGGGUUAUUCGAGGAUCUCGGGUCAGGGGUCAGGACACUGCCCAACUUCUAGCUCGCUCGCUGGCUAGGAACUUCCCCGAUUUAGAGUUUAAGCUAUAUGCUCCAGCCGUCCAAGUGAAAAGGAGAUUAAAGAAUGGAUCAUACUCAAUUACACCAAGGCCCCUAUUCCCAGGUUGUAUUUUUUUUAGAUGUGUACUGAACAAAGAGCUGCACGACUUUAUAAGAGAGUAUGAUGGUAUUGGAGGAUUUCUUGGUUCUAAGGUUGGAAGCAUAAAGAGGCAGAUUAACAGGCCUAAGCCAGUAUCUGCUGAUGAUAUGGAAGAAAUCUUUAGGCAGGCAAAAGAAGAGCAAGAAAAAGCUGACCAAACAUUUGAGGAAGAAGAGAAAAAUGCAGUCCUGAACUCUGAGGUUCUGAAAGCAGAGUUGGAAUCAGAUGAUGGUUUUAAAUCAGAAGCUGAUUCUAAGCCAAAAAGGAAGUCGAGCAAAACUUCUGACAUGACCAUUGAAAAAUCAUCUACUCUGAAGCCAGGUUCAACUGUUCGAGUUCUUUCUGGAACAUUUGCAGGGUUCACAGGCACUCUUAAGAAGCUGAAUCGCAAAACCAAACUAGCAACCGUGGCUUUUACUCUAUUUGGUAAGGAGAAUAUUGUCGACAUAGAAGCCAGUAAAAUUGCUCGAGAGAUAAGCUGAUCUUUGUAGGCUAUCUGAAAUGGUUGAGAAGGCUAUAAUGAUCAUUACAGAAGGAAAUAACUUGUUCAUAACUUGUGCUUAAUCCCACUCCUUAAGUCAAGUUUGUGAGCUGUCUUCGCCAUGUAUUCUUCAAAAGUGCAAAAGCGCAGCUCCGCAGCUUAUUUUUCAACCUAAAAGUGAUGUAUAUUCUCCUGACAAACACAACUUACAAGAGCCUCCUUGGUCAAAAGAAAUUUCUCUGGUCCAACCCACUUAAAAUUAUUUCACUGAUGUAGUUCUCACAAGAAGGAAUUAGAGAAAAUGCUCAAAGUGAAACUGCUAGUAGAAGCAAAACCUUAUAAGUUGAUGUGCAAGACGAAGCACAGCAAUUCUCUUCACGAGAGCAGUUGAAGGUAGCUGGAUUCUUCUUUUAGCGUGCUUAAACCUCUUGUUAUACUUGAGAACAUCAGUCAUUUUAAGAUGUAUUGAGUUGAAUUUAAUAUUAGUAUUGUAUUCAUGAGCAUAA
This is a messenger RNA of Prosopis cineraria, 1547 nucleotides long. RefSeq lists its product as uncharacterized. Bases 38 to 1042 code for a protein of 334 amino acids. The record is from RefSeq and is a predicted model, not a curated record. Lineage: Eukaryota; Viridiplantae; Streptophyta; Magnoliopsida; Fabales; Fabaceae. Gene Ontology annotation, biological process: DNA-templated transcription elongation; transcription elongation-coupled chromatin remodeling. The transcript is spliced from 5 exons.